Molecule: messenger RNA, 4509 nt
Organism: Hyalella azteca
Lineage: Eukaryota; Metazoa; Arthropoda; Malacostraca; Amphipoda; Hyalellidae
Gene: Rab3-GAP
Product: rab3 GTPase-activating protein non-catalytic subunit
Biological process (GO): regulation of GTPase activity
Source: RefSeq, a predicted model, not a curated record
GCCUGAUAUUACAGAAUGAGCAUAUCAGGUGCAUCUUUUUGGAUAUGGUCUCCAGAUUCUGCCUGGACAGAUGACUGGGGUAGCUGGGAUCCUCUAGAUCAACCUAGUUCUUUGAAUGAUUCUCAUCAUUGUUACAAUCUCAAAGCUUUGCAUGGUAGCUUCCAAGGUGGAAAAGCAGCUGACAAGGCUGGGAGUGAAGCAAAUUGGCUCAAUGAGUGCAAGGUGUCUGUCAGUCCCACUGGAGACGUGAUGGCCAUUGCUAGGGAGAGGAAGCUUUGUGUACUAACAGGUUCUUGGGAAGUUCCUGAAGAUGCUGAAGAACAGCUUGUUUUGCGGCCAGCUUGGCGAGGUGUUCCCAGCGUGUGUCCUGAAGACAUCAGCGCCGUCAUGUGCCUGCCUAUCAGCUCACUACAGCGCAGCAGUGCUGGGGCUCCAGACUUUACUUGCAUCCUCGUGUGUACACAAGCUGGAUCUGUUGCUUGGCUAACACAGAAUGGUGUCGUGUUGCUCCAAAAGCAUUUUGAGGAACCUGGCGUUGGCGUUCUGGGUGUUGAAGUUCGUACUGAAAGCGAUUGUUUGGCGCUUAAAUAUUCGAUUCAUUAUUCAUCUCUAUAUCAUAAAAUAAUUACCAAUAAUAACGAACAUUAUUAUCUGUCUUGUAUAUCAAUACUGAAGCAAGUGCCGAGGGUGACGUCUGUAGGGAUCGCGGGGUCAGCGCGGGAGUGCCUCUACGAUGCCAUGAGCCAUGCAACCCUAACUCAGGCUGGCUUCAACAGAGAUGCAAUCAUUGGGGGUUUGAGGACGAGCGCAGUUUCUCUCCUGACGGCGGGAGAGGAGCCCUACGUGGCGCUGUUCAAAGGGCGUCACGAACCAACGCCCCUGCACGUCUCGGACGUGGCCAAGCAGCUCGCCUCAGCCCUCACCAGUCGCGUCAUGGGAGCCGCCAGAUGGUGUUUGCCUGAAGGGCGGAGAUGCGGAACUGCUGUAGCGGUCUCCCCGGACCCGCGCUUGGUUGCUGUCACGGACACCUUCGGUCGGGUGGUGCUCGUAGACGUGGCUGCAGGCUACGCUGUUAGGAUAUGGAAAGGUAAAUGGCUGCUGUACACGAACCAUGGCAUGCUUGGCAGUCGGGAGCGCGAGUUGCUGCACUCUGUACUUCUCCUCACCCCCGACGGAGCGCUACAGCGUCUCGAGAUUCCGUUUCAUCUUCUCCUCGAAGGGCGCACCACCAAGCGAGCUCGUGACUACCACCUCUUCAGGAGCUUCAAAGCCUCAGUUAAACGGGGCGAGGAAGAUGCCGCAGCUGCUUUAAGUUCUCAGCUGCAGACGUCGGCAGCUCGUGUACAGCUGCUCUCCUUCCUCGCUCACUGCCCCAGUGUUUACUCGCCUGUGCUGUUACAUCGCGUCCUGCUCGCCUUGUGGCCGCUGUAUCUGCCUGAGGCUCCUCAGCUUUUGCCGCCUAUAAACAACGAAAAAGAAUCUGGCAAGAGCUGUGAACAGAACAGACAGGAUCCUCCAGAAUGUCUCUGUCGUGCGUUAAAUAUAGAACUGAGUCAUCGUCUUUCUUUGGAAUCUUCGAAACUCGAGCCUCUUAUGCGUCCGCAACAACAGCCUUCGAAUGUCAAGGUCAAGUUCAGCAAUGAUGCUCCGCGGUUUCGAGUGAACAUCGCGUGGUUUCUGAGAAACUUCGACCUGGGCGUUGUUAAGGAGAGCGUCCAGCCGCACCUGAACACGGCCCAGCUUCGCCUCAAAGACCUCAAUGACAGAUCAAUCAAUAAUAGUCUUGGUUCAAGACAAAUCGAAACGCCGACACUACGUGCUACCGAUGACGCAGCUGUUGCUACCAUACCGGGCACUGAUUCAUCGGAGCCUCUGCCUAUUGCUUUACGAGACAACAUCUCGAAGGACAGAAAGUCGGCACUCAAUCGUUUCUUGUUUGGCUGGCAGUGGUCUAAACAGAACAUUGCAACCAUUCACGCUUCACUGAAAGCCAGCGGGGUACACGUCAAGUCUCUCCUCAAGCUCCUGCUGCUGUACUGGAGUUCUUCCUACGAGGACGAAAGCAACGUUUUUACCUCUGGCGGACCUGUCAAGGUUCUCACUCCCCCGCCUCACGCGCCCCCGAAUGUUGGCCCAAACGCCUAUCGAGGAGUCGUUGAACGAAUGAUGGAGACGCUCAAAAUGGCGUCACUGCUUACGUCCCUCGCUUCUCUUACUGAGGAAUCCGUCACGCAGAGCAAAGACGAGCGCAACGCCUGGUGGAGUUCCGUGAGGGCACAGUUGGUGUCGUGGCCUUGCGUCAGAGGCGCUUACCUCACAGCACUUGCGUCUCGCUUUAUUAACUCGAAAUUGGAGGCAAGACUCAAGCGCUUGCGCCGCCUCCAAUUGAAACAGUCACGUGGAACGAGCACGAAUGAACCAGAGACGAGAGUAGACUCGAUGGCUGAGGAAUCAAAUGUGAAAAACCAAACUGUCUCUCCUGAACCGUGUGUUUCAAAUCACAUCAACGCUUCUUCCUUGAAUCUGCCCACCCACGAACUCGGCGACAAUUCUCACCAAGUUGAUGCUCCUUUAUCAUCAGGAAAUGUUUCCAGCACUGCAGCAACUGACUGGGAUUUGUUCACUGAGAUUGAAGAGGAGGUUAAGCUAUUGUUGGCAGGUUCCUAUGAGAAUCCCGGCGUGUUGAGUGAGUGGGAAGACUGUUCAGUCGAGAGUACCGAGUGGGCUGUCGUGGUCAAGCAACUAGAGCGACUCUUGCCCCUCGAACGGCUCCUGAACUUCUGCUCUCCUGCCACCGCAGCGCCUGGCGUCUCCGUUAAGAGGAUGAUAGAUAAGGGCAAAGGCGGCGUUUGUGAGGCAGUUGCUCAGUGGCUUGUGAGGACAGGUCUUUCAUGUGAGGCCCUCGCCUCCCUUACAUCCUCCGUCGACGCUCACAUCCUCCACUGCAAGAAACUGAAUCAUGACUACGCAGAAGAGGCCCUGGAAAUAGACGAGGACGAUGUACCUGAGGGAGCCCACCUCAACUUGCUCGAGAACAGCUUUCCCAAUGACUCGCACUUGGACCUCGUCUCUAUUUAUGAACGCGUGGUGGAAGUGAGCGCAGUGUUCCCCGAGAGCAUGAGCGCCGCUAGCCUGGCAGCGAGCGUGGCAUGGGAGAGCGCCGCGGCGUGGUUGCACAGCGCGCACGAUCCUGUGCUGCUUAGCACCGCUGCUGCCAUGGCCGCCAAUAUCCCCAACAGUCACGUACGCCACGGUGUGAGCGUGAUGGUGUGGGAGAAGUGGGUGGGACCUGUGCUACGGCGCGUGUGUGAAGCCAUCGAGCGACAAGGGGCCUUGCCUUCGCCGUCGCAAUGCCUCAGUGCCAUCAAGAUGCCCAGGCACGCACUCUUACCUUUCCUGACUGCUGCUAGGCAGCUGCUGGCCGUCAUAAUGGAGAGCAACGUGAAGUGUCAAACAGAAAAAGCCCAGGUGCCGCACGUGGACAGCUUCUGGCAGCACUCGCGCGUCCAAAGCCCUGGCGUCAAAGAAGCUAAUGAAGAAAAUGAGCUCAACUCUGACAAACACGACCGUCAAAAUCAGGUGGGCAAUAUGGUGGCCAUCCACGAGAACACAGCCAGCGAACCUAGUUUGAUCCAACACCGUUUCAUUGACCGCCAGGGCGAUGGUAGACCUGACCUUCCGUCCUCUACAAGCGGUAGACGUGGCAGUUGGCACGGCCCCAAGAGCCUGGUGGAGGUGGCAGUGUUGCAGAGGGCGACGUCCUACGACCUGGUGCUGCUGCACGCACAGCUCACCGACACCCUCAGACUCAUAGCCACUCUCGAUAUCAGAGGCAAAAAACCUCUUGCGCUUUACAACGAAAGAAGUCGGUGUGUGCUGCACAAAAGCUUGCACGUGGACUGGGCUCAAGGAGGUGUCGAUGAAGCCCCCAGCGUGACAAGCGCGAGACUCGAGUUCUUGACGAGCGCAAUAACCGCAGCCAUCGCCACGCUGCCUGACCAGCCCGUCUACCAGGAGGUCAGUGGUGAGCUCUGGGGCGUGGGACUCGACCACCUCUACCGAUACCAAGUCAUCGAGCUCUACAGUUGCGGACAUGAUAAAUUCGCCGAAGAUGCGGUGCGUUUGGUGCGUCAGACCAGGCAGCUUGGUCAGAACUUGGUGCUCCUCGCGGCUUGCCGCUACAAGUAUCUCUUGGACACCAGCCCUCGUCCAGUGCCUCUCACAGUCAACCUCGGCGCUUCAAUAUCACAUUGGAUCAAAUCUCUGGACGCAAAUCAACUGAAAAAUCCGAAUGUGGCUGUGUCCGAUAGCGUGCAACUCCUCCGAACUGCCAUGAGACUUCUUCCAGACUCGUCAGCCGAUCACUCCAAAGCAGAAAACCUCCUCUUCGCCUUCACAUCUUUGCUUGACUCGGCAUGAGGGCUCAAGUUUUAGAAAGCAGAGACAUGAAUUUACAAUAUUCGUAGCUAGAUUAUGGAAUUUUAUUAUAUAUUAUAUUUCCAGAGAGAC